UGUGCUAGGUUGCUGGGCAGGGAGCCUGCUUUUCGUGCAGCUUCGGGCGCCGUCUGUGAAUACAGCCAAAGUCGCCGUUGAUGCUCCUCAUUUGAAGGCGCAAGCCUCACACAUUGACAGGCAUUCUCCUCGGAGACGCUGCCAGAAGUGACACCAUCAUGCGGAAGGUCUAGCCGACGAGCAGGGGAACUCUGGCAGCCUGUCCGGAACUGAACAAGUUGAGCUAAAGCUUAGGAGAAUCAGCGCGACGCCAUGGCCUCCGAUAAGGUGGUGCUGGCCUACGUUCUGUCUCUGCUCGCCUGUCUGGUGGCCAUGAUGUGGCAGUCGGAAGUUGACCCGCGGGAUUUCGCAGCCUCAGACGAGGCCAAGUUCCGAGUCAGCCCGAGGAAGAUGAUGGAGACCAUCAGCACGCCCGACAUGAUCGCUACGUGGUUUUCAUGGAUCAAGAACGUGAAACAGAUCGAUCGAAGGCUACUGACCAAGGGCAAGAGGUAUAUUGGACAAUACACCGUCGGUCCUUUGGGCCCGUACCGGAUACUGCUGACUGUAAAAGAGUACGAGCGAGGCCGGCUGCUGACAGUAGACGCCGACAGCUGGCUUCGACCCCGCCUCCAGCUGCAGGUCACGGACCUCAAGGACGGCGGCUGCUUUGUUCACCUGGGCAUGACCUUCAACCGCACUUCGUCCCUCUUCCAGUAUACGGUCGGCUGGGUCGGUCGCGUGAUGACCAACAACCACUUCCGCCACUCGCUGUUCAUGUUGCGCAUGAUGAGGACCGACGAGAACAGCUCACAGGAGCACCCCGACGAUUUCCACGCCCUGGAUGAGCUCAACGACCUCGAGGGCGUUGAGGUUAGCGACGAGGUCAAGGUCGACCUGUCCGGGAAAAUAUGACGAGUCGUGGAGAAGAAGUGGAGUGGGGGAUGCGAGGGGGCGAGCUGCGGGGAAUGAGCUGGUGGCGGGGCGAGCUGCGGGGAAUGAGCUAUCAGGUAAGCUAUUAGGAGUUCAUAGAUGUAAGGAGAGAGGGAGAGAGAGAGAAAAAAAAGAUAGGGAGAGAAAAGGAGAGA
Messenger RNA from Pollicipes pollicipes, 1067 nucleotides. RefSeq lists its product as uncharacterized. Lineage: Eukaryota; Metazoa; Arthropoda; Thecostraca; Pollicipedomorpha; Pollicipedidae. The transcript is spliced from 5 exons. Bases 253 to 894 code for a protein of 213 amino acids. The record is from RefSeq and is a predicted model, not a curated record.